GGCGGCGCGAGACGAUAAUAUGGCACAUGCAUCUAGUCCUUCUGUGCCAAUCUGCACAGAGCAGAGCAGCAAUAGCACCGCACCACAUAGGGUGAUUCUGCAAAGACCCAGCAGUGCAGGUUCUCGCCCAGCAAGUGUGAGCAGUAGCCUAAGCUCUAGUUCAACCAGGGGUCCUCGACCAAACCAGGAAAUAUGUGUGGGAGAAGAGCUGAGGAUUGCAGUGGAUAUAGCACUGGAGAAAUUCAGACUAAAUCCAGAACAGAAAGAACUGGAAUUUCCUUCUUCUUUCACUGCAACAGAAAGAGCAUAUGUUCAUAGGCUGACAGAUGACAUGGGACUGAAGUCAAAAAGUAGAGGAAAAGGAUCUAAUAGAUUUUUAACCGUCUUCAAAAAAGAGGACAAGAAAGCAGCCAAUUCCUCUGCCAGAUUUCAGCUGACUCACAACUCAAGGCAGCAGAUUCACAAUCUUAUCCAGCGUUUUCCUCUUACCAGCAAGGAAAGGCAUGAACUGCUGCCCAGAACUGAGAGGAUCACUUCAACUGAAGGGAUGAGAGAACUGGGCAAGACAACCACUGGAAGAUUAAACAACGGGGUAUCUCAAGUGCCUCCCAAAAGAGGAACAUCAGACCUGAAUGCAUUUAGAGAGACACUGCCUGUCUAUCAGAUGAGGGAACAAAUUGUUAAUGCCAUAAAUAGUCACCAGGUGGUGUUAAUAUCAGGAGAGACAGGCUCUGGAAAAACAACACAGGUUCCCCAGAUGAUUCUGGAUGACUGUCACCAAAGAAACAAACCUUGUAGAAUGUUCUGCACACAACCUCGCAGGAUCUCAGCACUGUCAGUAGCAGAGCGUGUAUCUACAGAGAGAGGUGAAAAGAUUGGACAGACUGUAGGAUAUCAAAUUAGACUUGAAAGCAGGGUUUCACCUAAAACAUUACUGACAUUCUGUACCAAUGGGGUGUUGCUCAGAACACUAAUGGGUGGUGAGGCAUCCAUGAAUGCUGUCACACACAUUAUUGUUGAUGAAACUCAUGAACGAGACAGAUUUAGUGACUUCCUGUUGAUUUCACUAAGAGAUCUGCUGGCCAAGUACAAGAACUUGAAGGUUAUUUUGAUGAGUGCUGCUCUCAAUACACAGCUCUUUAUCAAUUACUUUGGUGGAUGUCCCAUAAUUGAAGUACCUGGAAAGCUAUUUGAAGUGAAGGAGUAUUUUCUGGAAGAUGUUCUCAAGAUGUAUGAUGAAACUCAUGAACGAGACAGAUUUAGUGACUUCCUGUUGAUUUCACUAAGAGAUCUGCUGGCCAAGUACAAGAACUUGAAGGUUAUUUUGAUGAGUGCUGCUCUCAAUACACAGCUCUUUAUCAAUUACUUUGGUGGAUGUCCCAUAAUUGAAGUACCUGGAAAGCUAUUUGAAGUGAAGGAGUAUUUUCUGGAAGAUGUUCUCAAGAUGACUGGGUAUACAAACAAGAAAAUGAUCAAGUACAAGAGUGAAUUAGAAAAAGUUGCUGAGCAGCAGCGCCAUCUAGACCAGUGGUGUAACCAGCAACCAAGUGCUGAAAGAGCAGAACCUGAAGAGUCUGUACUGGAGGACAGUGGAGUGAUAGAAGACAGAGAUGAUGGUAUAGAGGUAGACAAGCUUGGUCCAGAGAAAGAAGAACUAGAGCCAUGGCUGGUGACUGAGAUGGACAAACUGCUAACUGAGGCCUGGCUGACAGGAGAAGAGGACAUCUUCACACAGAUCUUCCAUCUCAUUAUGAGUGAGGAUGUCACUGUGGACUACAUGCACUCUGAGACCAGUGCCACCCCACUGAUGAUAGCUGCGGCCAGGGGCUUCACUUCAGUUGUGGAACAACUCCUGAAUCUUGGGGCCAACAUUAAGAUCAAGGCCUCAAAUGGAUGGAAUGCUCUGAACUGGGCUGAAAAGUUUGAGAGGACAGAUGUCAUUGAGAUUUUGAAAGCCUACAUGACAACAAGUGAGGAGGGUGAGGAAGGAGAUGACGAGGAUCUUCUCAAGGAAACAGAGAUGACAGUAAGUGAGGAGGAUAAACAGCUGCUGAACCUUUAUCACCACAGCUUUGAUGAUGACAAGGUGGACACAGACCUCAUUCUUGCCCUGCUCCAUAAGAUACAAGACUCCCAGGAGGAAGGUAGCAUUCUGGUGUUUCUGCCUGGCUAUGUUGAAAUUGUUGGUCUUCGUGACAGGAUUAUCAAUGAUGACAAGCACUUUGGGGACAGCAACAGGUACAUUUUGUUCAUGCUUCACUCAGCUAUGCAGACAACAGAUCAGAAGAAAGUGUUCAAGAGGCCCCCAGCAGGGGUUAGGAAGAUUAUCCUGGCUACCAACAUAGCAGAGACCAGUUUGACCAUUGAUGAUGUUGUUUUUGUUAUCGACUCUGGGAAAGUUAAGGAGAAAUCAUUUGAUGCCCUGACAUCAGUGUCCAUGUUGAAGUGUCACUGGAUCUCCAAGGCUAGUGCACUGCAGAGGAAAGGAAGAGCUGGUCGCUGCCGUGCUGGCACAUGCUAUCACCUGUUUAGUAGAAUACGUUACAACAACAUGCAGGAGUUCCAGCUGCCAGAAAUACUACGGUUUCCACUUGAGGAACUAUGCCUGCAUACCAAACUGCUGACCCCUGUCAAUAUCCCGAUAGCUGACUUCCUGGCUAAGGCUCCAGAGCCCCCUGCCUACCUGACCACCAUGAAUGCUGUGCAGCUGCUGCAGAAAAUUGAUGCCCUGGACCAGUGGGAGGACCUGACAGAGCUUGGCCACCACUUGUCUGAUCUCCCAGUAGAGCCCAAAUAUGGCAAGAUGGUCCUGUUCUCAGUGGUCCUCAAGUGUCUGGAUCCUAUCCUCACUGUUGCCUGUGCUCUGGCCUACAAGGACCCAUUUCUCCUGCCAUCCCAGCCAUAUCAGAAGCGGUCUUUAGCCAUGAUAAGAAAAACCUUUGCCUCUGGUACAUUCAGUGACCACAUGACAUUACUGAGAGCAUUCCAGGCUUGGCAGAAGGCAAGGGCAGACGGCUGGGAGAAAUCUUUUUGUGAAAGAAACUAUCUGUCUGCAGCCACUAUGGAAAUGAUUGUGGGAAUGAGAACACAACUACUUGGUCAGCUGCGAGCUUCAGGGUUUGUUCGAGCACGUGGGGGAGGUGACAUACGUGACCUGAACGCUAAUUCAGAGAACUGGGCGGUGGUCAAAGCUGCCCUCUGUGCUGGGCUUUAUCCCAACUUGAUACAAGUAAACAGAACAAAGAACCAGCUGAUGUCACAAUCAGAGGACAACAUCAAAUUUCACAACCUGUCAGUCUGUAGUCCGGNAGUAUGUCCUUGCCAUGCAGACCAGGUGUCCACAUUUAUAGUCUUGGGAACUGAAAGUACCAGACAUUCCUAUCGAUUCAGUCAAAUUAAAUUGCAGUUAUCUGCAGGAAGCAUUCUGGUGUUUCUGCCUGGCUAUGUUGAAAUUGUUGGUCUACGUGACAGGAUUAUCAAUGAUGACAAGCACUUUGGGGACAGCAACAGGUACAUUUUGUUUAUGCUUCACUCAGCUAUGCAGACCACAGAUCAGAAGAAAGUGUUCAAGAGGCCCCCAGCAGGGGUUAGGAAGAUUAUCCUGGCUACCAACAUAGCAGAGACCAGUUUGACCAUUGAUGAUGUUGUCUUUGUUAUCGACUCUGGGAAAGUUAAGGAGAAAUCAUUUGAUGCCCUGACAUCAGUGUCCAUGUUGAAGUGUCACUGGAUCUCCAAGGCUAGUGCACUGCAGAGGAAAGGAAGAGCUGGUCGCUGCCGUGCUGGCACAUGCUAUCACCUGUUUAGUAGAAUACGUUACAACAACAUGCAGGAGUUCCAGCUGCCAGAAAUACUACGGUUUCCACUUGAGGAACUAUGCCUGCAUACCAAACUGCUGACCCCUGUCAAUAUCCCGAUAGCUGACUUCCUGGCUAAGGCUCCAGAGCCUCCUGCCUACCUGACCACCAUGAAUGCUGUGCAGCUGCUGCAGAAAAUUGAUGCCCUGGACCAGUGGGAGGACCUGACAGAGCUUGGCCACCACUUGUCUGAUCUCCCAGUAGAGCCCAAGUAUGGCAAGAUGGUCCUUUUCUCAGUUGUCCUCAAGUGUCUGGAUCCUAUCCUCACUGUUGCCUGUGCUCUGGCCUACAAGGACCCAUUUCUCCUGCCAUCCCAGCCAUAUCAGAAGCGGUCUUUAGCCAUGAUAAGAAAAACCUUUGCCUCUGGUACGUUCAGUGACCACAUGACAUUGCUGAGAGCAUUCCAGGCUUGGCAGAAGGCAAGGGCAGACGGCUGGGAGAAAUCUUUUUGUGAAAGAAACUAUCUGUCUGCAGCCACUAUGGAAAUGAUUGUGGGAAUGAGAACACAACUACUUGGUCAGCUGCGAGCUUCAGGGUUUGUUCGAGCACGUGGGGGAGGUGACAUACGUGACCUGAACGCUAAUUCAGAGAACUGGGCUGUGGUCAAAGCUGCCCUCUGUGCUGGGCUUUAUCCCAACUUGAUACAAGUAAACAGAACAAAGAACCAGCUGAUGUCACAAUCAGAGGACAACAUCAAAUUUCACAACCUGUCAGUCUGUAGUCCUGCACCCACCAGUGCCACAGUCUUCUCCAGCAGUCAUAAACAAACAGUGAAGAGCCUGCCCACCAACUGGCUCAUCUAUGAUGAGAUGACACGGGCACAGAGAUUUGCCAGUGUGCGCUGUUGUACAGUGGUGUCACCAAUCACAGUGUCUCUCUUUGCUGGACCAUCCAAGUUGCCUCCUGAAGUGGUCAAGGAGGCUGAGGGCAAUUUACAAGAGCUAGUCCAGGGUAAUGGUUACCAUGAAGAAAACAGUGACAGUGAAACAGAAGACAAGGAGGACAAUAAGAGGUGUUCACUACAGCUGGAUGACUGGGUGGGCUUCAAGUUAGAACCUGAGGUUGCCAAUCUUACUCUGCAACUGAGACAAAAGUGGCAUUCCCUACUUCUUCGCAGAAUGCGCUCACCCUCUAAACCUUGGUCACAAGUUGAUGAGAGUAUCUUGCGCACUCUAACCCAUGUUAUCACCAGUGAAGAGCAGGCCCUGGGACUGCAACAGCCAGCUGGUAUAGGCCAAAGACCAAGACCUAUGUCUGCAGAGAGUUCUAUGCAUGAUGGCAGCAGGAGAGGAUCAGAGCAGUCAGAUGACUCUGAUGGCAGACAGAGGAGGGAAGAUCUUGGGAGACGGAAGAGAUAUGAUGAUCGGUCAGCAGGGUCAUCCAGAAGUAACAGUGCCCCAGGGUCAGCAUCUAGUUCCCUGAAGGGAAGUGCCAGUAACAGUCCUUGUCCUAGUCCCUGCAAUCUCCCCCAGCAGCCAAACUCCCCAGCCAGGACAGGUCAGCCAGUGGCGCCAUCUACAGCUGGGAGUGGUGGCUCUGUAGUCUGCUGCUAUUUUGUGAUCAAAUGCAAUAAUGAUAAACAGCUGGAUGCCUCCUUUAACCGUGGGAUCUGGGGUCCUCAGAUACAGACUGAGAGGAAACUUGUCAAGGCAUUCAGGGAGGGCAAGGUGGUUUAUCUGAUCUUCUCAGUUCAAGGCAGCGGCCAUUUCCAGGGUUUUGCCAAGAUGUUGGCUGAACCUAUCAAAGAGAAAGCUCCCGAGUUCAACUACCCAGGGCUUGGUGGCACUCUUAGCAUACAGUGGAUUAAAAGGGCCAACCUCCCAUUUAAGAACACCCAUCAUUUAACCAACCCUUGGAAUGAGAACAGAAGAGUACAGAUCAGCAGGGAUGGACAGGAGAUAGAGCCUAGUAUAGGGGCCCAGUUAAUACAGCUGUGGGAUAAACUCCCCGACUACAAGUUCAAGACCUCCCCUCAGUCAAGAUCUAAGCCCUUUCACUCUGGGGACAGUGCAAGACCUGGUUCCCAGGGGAAUUCUCCGGGCAGAAAUUACAAAUCUGGUGACCAUCACCAGCAGCAACAAUGGACAUCUCCUAGUGGUCAGCAUGUACAAAUAAGUGGACAUUAUGGACAUCAGGGUGGCUCUCCAGGUGGCUCAUACCACGGGCAACCAUUUUACAAUUCAUCAGCAGCCCAGCAGAUGGCAGCACAGUUCAACCCCUUGUAUAUCAAUCCCAUGAUGAGUCAGGGUUCAGGGGGCGGAGCUGCUGGCUCCCCAGGAGGGGUCAUGAUCCCAAACCCUCAAUCCCCAGGUCAGCAUUUUUCUCCAGUGAUGAUAUUACAAAGAGGGUCUGCACCCCCCAGGGGACAGGGACAGGCGGGACACUCAGGCAUGCAGACCCCUCCCCCUGGGUCUCAGCAACACCUUCAUCAAGGUGUGACCCCUCCCCAUGUCAGUAUACCAUAUAGUCAAGGAAACAAUGCACCUCAUUAAGCUGGAUUUAAAUAUUGCAUAGGUAAAUGUAUAAUGCGAAUAUGAAAUUCCUUUAUAGCAAGUGGCCAUGUGCA
Molecule: messenger RNA, 6420 nt
Organism: Lingula anatina
Lineage: Eukaryota; Metazoa; Brachiopoda; Lingulata; Lingulida; Lingulidae
Product: 3'-5' RNA helicase YTHDC2
Cellular component (GO): intracellular anatomical structure
Molecular function (GO): ATP binding; RNA binding; helicase activity
Source: RefSeq, a predicted model, not a curated record